AUGGUGCAGGCUGUGACUCGAAGCUCUCGCUUAUGCAUUCGGGGCCCCUUGUUGAAAAUGCCCUGUUGGGUUGGCUUAGCAGCGCAGAAUGGUUGGCAAGUCUUUGAUGGUGUCAAGCGUUUGUAUAUUUUUAUUUUUGGUCCUGUGGUCGAUACUGCUACAAUCUUGUAUUUGGGAUACUACUGGAUCCGUGUGCCAUCGAACCGUGGGAAAGUUCUGGGCGAGCAGCUCGCCCAGAAUCUUCCCACGGGCAUUCACCAUCCCCAUCCCCCACUCUCGGGCCUGCCGUUGGAGGCCAUCCAAAGCUGUCGCUCCGGGAUUGAAAACUGGAUCGAGUACCGAGAAACCCUCACAAAAAAUGAGGAGAAAAAAACAGGCGGGGAUCUCCCCGACAUCUACAUCCCUCUCGUCGUCACACAGACAAGGCUAGCCCUAAUGUGGACGCAGUACUCGUCUAACUUCCCAGCAUAUCCAAAUCCUGUGGAGAUCCCCAGUCGUCCACAGCGAGUACAUGGACACAAGCGCGAGAUCCAGUACUGGGUGCAACAGUGCCGUCUCGCCCUCCUCGACUACACCCCUGCAGGUCAGGAAAGCGGAUUUAUUGCCGAAAUAACGCACCAGCCCCAUGAAGCGGAUGGAAGCGUUCUUCCCACUUCGCUCCUUGCUGGCGACGCAAAUCGGCUUUUAAAUAAAGCCAAAUCAUUCGAGACGCUUGCUGGCCAGUGCCGCUUAGGAGCGAAUAUCCUUUAUGCCGCAUGGGGCCUCCGUCAGAUUCUCGAGUUAGGAUCUGAGUGCCUGCAUGAACACAUCCAAUGGACGAAAGAUGAAAACUCUCCGUUCAUAACGUUGGCACUGGCUGUCUGCGUUUCUCCUCUUGUCCUUCUGAUGGACACCACCAUGAAUCGGGCUGGCACCGUUCCCACAUGGACGUCGCUGGCGUCGCAUGUCUGUCAGGGGGCCCCCUUCCCCUCUAUUUCCGGUGGGGAGGUUGUGAUGGAGAACGCGAUCCUCCAAGUGGUGGUGAGUGUAUGCGAGAGAGGGGGUCUAGCAGUACAGGACCUCUACAUCCUCAACCACGCAUGGACUUACCUUAACCACAACACCUCGAGCCCCCAAGCCCCCCCUCCGGACGUCGACCGGAUGCAAGAAGACGGUGUUGACCUCCAAAAACGAAAGCGCACGCGCUCGCAGCACUCUGUAGGCCACUCCGACGGGUACAAGGCCCAAGCCACUCGGGCGUCGAAGAGGAGAAAGGGAAAGAAGAAGGCCAUGGCUGAAGACGAGUCGAUGGAGGAUGGCACAGCUGCCGCUGUCACGAAGGGGUCCACCUCCAGAGGGGGGGAUGAUGACUGGCGUAAGUUCAUCGCCGAGUUUGCUGUCCCCGACCUCGACGACAUCAACGAUUGGCCUGAGCUGGUCGUCCCUGACUCCACUUCGCGUGUUCCCAACUCUACCCCGCAUCCUUCUUCUUCUCACCACUCGACCGAAAAGGUGUUGUAUAGCUUCACCUUCUCUUGCGUCUCCACCAAUGAUGGUAUGACUUGUGAAUGGAACGAGGAGACAUUCCAGUUCCCUAGCAAGCCUGAUUCCGAACCCAUCCUCGUGCUAAAUCGCUUGGUAUCAUCCGUCGCUUGGGACUCAACCUGGUCCCCCCACGCAAUGGUGGAAGCUGAAGCGCUCACCAUGUCUCCCGAGGAUUUCCAAUCUUUGGUAAACAACCUGGGCCUCCUUGUCUUGGUCGGCCUCCCCAGCGAUACCGUGCUGGACCGUUCCCUUCUCCUCUCUCGGUUGAGCAAGACAGCUCACGUUCAAUGCUUCAAUUCCGACAGCUCCAGAUCAGGGGAGGAUGAUGAACAGUCGUGGGAGCCACUGCCACAAGUGAUCGACGAACUCACUGAUUGGCGAACUUCACGGCCGUUGGUCGUACACCACCUCAAGGGGGUUGUCCGUCUUCCUGUGGAAAGCCUCCUCAACUCUCUCGACGGUCUCCUGUUCGAGUACCUCGACGAACGUGGAGGCGAUCUUCCGGAAGAUUACAACUCUUGGAGGACACCGAUGCUGGCCACCGUGGGGUCGUUUACGGCUCCACACCUGGAUGAAGAUGGGGUCGGCACCGUCCUGCAUUGCAUUGCAGGUUACAAGCUGAUAUUCUUCCCCAUCGAAUUGGAGGUCCCCUUGAUCGUUAAGUACGACGACUUGGAUACCCAAGGUAGCAUCGGAUUCGAGUACCUGUUCCACUCCCCGAACCGGUUUGGCAUCAUGGCCCCGGGCCAGGUCCAUUUUGUCUUCACGGUGUCAAAGGAAGACAAGGGAGAGUUGAGCGUAGGGGCCCUGAUGCAAGGGUCAUUUUUCCUCUCGCCCCGAUGCAUGGUUCGAUCUUUGCACGCAAGUUGGGUGGACCGACUCCUUCAGUCGCAAAGGGGUGGCCCCAUGGAUAGGUGCGACACCAUGACAGCAAUGCUGGAAGCAUAUGUCUUGGACUCACAUCGACGGCUAACGAGUGGCUGCUCGUUGGUUGGGCAACCUGAGCCAAAAGAAGUGCUGGCUGCGAUGUUCAUGGCGUUGGUGUACUCCAAGGAAACGGAGGUCGAUCGGGGGGCACGGUGUGUGAUCCACCAUUAUGCCCGUCUGCACCCGGAGGACUUUAGCCAAUUCAGGCGUGAAUUCAGCAAAGUUCGGGCUGCCAACCUGCAGGAUGGUGGUGACAUGUUCACUGCCGAAGACGUGGAAUCACUUCGUGGCUCCAUGAAGGCUGCGGUCCAGGCGAUGAUGGACGAGGGGAUCCUCGAAUAG
Cantharellus anzutake is the source of this 2793-nucleotide messenger RNA. RefSeq lists its product as uncharacterized. The record is from RefSeq and is a predicted model, not a curated record. NCBI's taxonomy places the organism in Eukaryota, Fungi, Basidiomycota, Agaricomycetes, Cantharellales, Hydnaceae. Bases 1 to 2793 code for a protein of 930 amino acids. The transcript has 12 exons.